Messenger RNA from Paramuricea clavata, 2322 nucleotides. NCBI's taxonomy places the organism in Eukaryota, Metazoa, Cnidaria, Anthozoa, Malacalcyonacea, Plexauridae. The record is from the annotation of a GenBank genome assembly.
UUAACAUAUUUGCUUCAUACACUUUCAUAAACUAUAAAUUGUUGAUGUUUGACUGCAAAAAUUUUAUGGAUAUAUUUUGUCGAUUGCUGUAAUUUUACCUUUGGUGGAUUCUAUGUUAAAUUUACUACAAGUGGAUAUGAAAUGGGCGUAUAUACUGCGAAAAUAAUAUGAAAAUUUUGGUUCUAGAAAGAGGUGAAAUUCGACGUGCAAUCGAUUUUAACAACGUCAACUUACUGUCAAGUUAUGAUUCGACAAACGAAGUAUUUUUUGGCAACUUGUUGUCUGAUAGCGCUUGGGGUGAUAAUAUAUCGCUUUUCAAGUCUUGGAAGCAACCUAUAUAUGAAUUCAAAGGUGAAAAUUUAUAGCUUUAAUCUUGGCAAGAAUGCUGUCACCAUAAAGCAAGACGGUCAAGUAGAGAAUGUUGAAUGGACAAAAGACUCGGCAAUAGAUGACAAUGAUAAUACUGUAAAGAAAUUACCUACUAAUAAAGAUACAACUGAUAUGAUAGCUAAACCAGACAAUAAUAGACCGCAUAGACCACAUAGAGUCGCCACUAAGACACCAACUGUAUAUCGAACAACAAAUAAAAUAACUACCGUUAAACCAACAACACGCAAAGCAACACAGAAGCCAGUGGUGACGUUACCACCAUUAACAAAAGCAGCUGCUACUAAAAAGGUGGUACUUUUGACAACAUUGAAAGCGCUCAUACCCGUGGUUAAUGUCAAGUCUGGUGACCUACCCCUGUGUUCACAUGAGGGAGAAAAUUUAGGUAAGGGUUCAUCAACAAUUAUUCCAUGGGGUUGGUCCCACUGAUCUUACAGACUAGCAUGCUAUGGGCACCAAAUAUUACCAUUUGCGAGCUUCCAUGAAGCGUGAAUUUGAAACUACGUUCCCUAAAGUUUGUCAAUUCAAAAUGUUUUGUUUUGCUCUUAAUACGUUUGUAUGUGAGGUAUGAAACAAUUAGCCUUUUCCUAAAAGAGAUCACAGUGCAUUCUGGGAUUGUUUGGAGGGACAAAAUAUAUGGUGACAGGCAUCAAAUAUGUGAAAGUAUCUGCUAUCAAAUAUCAACUUUUUAGACGACCAAAAAUGAAAUAUCUUCUUUUUACAUUAAACAUUUAAUUUAGGUGUGUGCUGCCAUAUUUCUUGUCCCUCCAACAUGGGAUUUGCGCGACUACACCCUGGACUUUGGGAAAUGGCUAAUUGUUUUACAUGCGAAACGUUUAGUUUGAAAUUCGAAACUACACUGCAUUUUGUAUAUAUCUGUAAAACUUGCAUUCAAUAUUUUUUCCUUUACUGGAGCUAUUUUGCCCAUGCUAUUUUGGGGCAUGGGAAUGUAAAAAUUUCACAUGCAAAGUAAGUGUAUUAGGAUGUCCAAAGGGGCUAGGGGGGGGGGGGGUUCACUUCCAAUUUCCUUUGUGGGAGUGGUAUGGAAUGACCCAAUAGAAAUUAAGUUGAAAUGUAAAUACGGUUGUUUUUUAGUCGGUCCUCUGAGGGUUGAUCAAAGUGUACCUGAAACUGAGGCGAAUAUUGAGGAUGUGUGGGAUGUGAAAGGUUGGGUUGAGAAAGGAGGGGCCUGGAGACCAACAAAAUGUCAGGCUAUUAGUAAGGUAUGUGAAGAAAUAGCCGACAACCAUGUCAAUAUAAUACUUUAUGCCAAACACUGUACAAUCUUACUACAGAAUAGAAGGCCCUCUAUACCCCCGUGCACGAAAAAAUCACAAAAUACUUGCAUACAAUUUGGUCGAAAUAUAAACAAAAUUCACAGAUUAAUAUAUAAGUGUCGUACAUCAUCAAGUACUUGCUAUUCCAGUGCAGAAAUGUUUGAGGCUCAACGUCUUGGUCACAAGACAGUUUCCUAUUCAAUCCUAAGAAAACUUUUCAUGCAAAAUGAAUGACUCACAAGUCAUGCUUAUUACCAUCCUUCAUUCACAGAUCAUGGUUAAAUCAAAACUUUCUUUUACACAUUAUUAAUAAAUUAAUAAAAUCAUCAAUCACAUACUUUCACAGCUAAAUAAAAUAACGGUUAAAAUGUGUGAAAAUCUAUUAAAAUUGAUACAUUUUAACAACAUUUAGUUCUCAAAAAUACCUAAAAUACAAUGCAUUUUUUGUAAGCACAUUUUGAAGUUAUGAAUUUUGCUUACAGGCAAUAUACCUCGCUAAUUAAUACACAUUCAACUAUAUUUAAUUAAUUUCAAUUUUAGGUCGCAAUUAUAAUCCCGUAUCGAAAACGUGAGCAACAGCUAAAGAUAUUUCUACGUCAUAUGCAUCCAAUGCUUAAACGUCAAUUGUUAGACUACAGGAUUAUGGUUAUUGAACAGG